Ochlerotatus camptorhynchus is the source of this 5279-nucleotide messenger RNA. Its product is annotated as guanine nucleotide exchange factor DBS. NCBI's taxonomy places the organism in Eukaryota, Metazoa, Arthropoda, Insecta, Diptera, Culicidae. The record is from RefSeq and is a predicted model, not a curated record. Bases 1181 to 4945 code for a protein of 1254 amino acids. Gene Ontology annotation, biological process: intracellular signal transduction. The transcript has 18 exons. Gene Ontology annotation, molecular function: protein binding; guanyl-nucleotide exchange factor activity. Gene Ontology annotation, cellular component: cytoplasm.
CGGUUACGAGUCGCAGUGAGCGUUGUGCUUUUUUGUUUCCCCCUCAUGCGGGUGUUUUGUUUGAUUGACCAAAAGUGACGCCGCGGUCGGUCUCUUAACAACUCCCCUUCGCUUCCGUCAAGGGUCACUUGAUUGUGGUUUGGUGAUCGUUUGUCUCGGUUGGAAUGCGGUGAAAUUGAAACCUCGUGCGGCCACUUAUCCAGUCUCAGUCGUUGAUGAAGGAGCAGGAGACGUGUCCCCCCCGGUUGUGAAGAUUGUGCAAAGUUCUGAAGUGCUGAUGCUGUAGAAAGUGUUAUGUUAUCUAUUUUUGCCUUUCCGUAGAAAAAAAAAGAAACACGGAAAAAGAAGAGAUUCCAUCGUGGUCGUGUCGUCGUCGUUGGUGCAUACUAAUGACAGCAGUAGAAAGAUAUUUUUUGCUGCUUUGUGUGUUUUUCAAAGGUAUUGAGAUGUCAUUCUGGCGUCACAGAUGAAAACGGGGGAAAGUGUGAAAAAAGUACAGUGAAAAUUCAUCAGCUGCUUUUUUUUUUUGAAGGAGUUUAGUUUGAAGAGAAGUUGCUGAGUGCUCGUUGGGAGGCAAUUGUUUUGAUGCUCUCUUCUGUUUAAGAGAAAACUAGUGCACGCCGCCAAAGUAGGUUGGGAAGAUGCUACUGCACCGGGUGUAACGGCAAGAGGGGCAGAGGCGGAAGAGACGGAAUCAGAAGACAAGUCAGAAGGUAUGAGCUGCUAUCGUGUUGCAGUGAAAGCGUGAAACCAGAAGAUCGAUCGACCUGAUCUGGCUUGAAGAGAUCGUUAGCAGCAGUAGCAGUAGAAAGCCACGCAGCUUAUAGGGGCGUGGAAGAGAAGGUGCCGGUGCGUUGCUUGGAAGAACUGUCGCGGAACCGGUUCGGAAGGGAACUGGGUGGUGUCACCGGGCUCGCCUGACGAUAGUUUUAGUAGUGCAUCUAGCCAAUGCAGUGUGAUUCAAGCUCGUUUUCUGUGUUGUGAUUGCGAGAGAAGGUUAAAGUCCGAUAAAUAGUGUGUUAUGAGCUGGCAAUCGGUUGGGAUUCAUCGACCGGUCGAAAGUGUGGAAGAGGCCGGGUAGCGGAUCAGCUGUUUGUGUAUGCUGCCCUGUUUUGAGAUGAGACAUGAGGAUUGAAUGUGACAUUGACUCGAAAGAACUGGAAAGGAGAAUCUUAACAGCAUGGGUCAAGCGGAGAGUACCGAAUCUCAAAAUCUGGCCAACAACAGCGGAGGAGCCAACAGCGUGGCAUCAUCCUAUCACUCGGUGCACGCCCAUAACAAUCACCAUCAUCUGUUCCAGCACCAGUCGUCGGUCACAUCGGUCAGUUCGGUGCAAACGGUGCUGAGCCAAAAUCUGCAAAACUCUACCAACGUCAACAAGCUGAUCGAAAACGUGUGCCAGAAUGGGAAUCAUCUCAAUAUGAACGCGUUCGGCAGUUGCAACUCGCUGAUAACGACGACGGGCCACGUGGUGGCACCCAGCGUGGCGAAUGGGCAUCCUCUGCAACAACAACAGCAGCAGCAGCAGCAGCACCGAAAUGGUGGUCCCAUUGGUAGCAAUGAUCAACAGAUGAAUUCCAGUGUCAGCUCGGCGGAGGAACCGCUCAGUGUGGCCGAUGUGGCCGAUUUGCUUCAUCCGCAGUAUGCGAUCAUUACAGGUGGCCGCUCCAAAGACGGUUGUCCGCUGAUCACCUUCCCGGACUACAACAACUUUCACAACCUGUCCGAUCUAGACUACCAAAAACUGAUCCUGUACCUCACCUCGGUGCCGUCCCUAUCGGAGGCGGAUCUCGGCUUCAAUCUACUGAUCGACCGGCGGAAAGACCGCUGGGCCGCGGUGAAGGCCGUCCUGCUGAAAAUCUCCAUCUACUUUCCCGCCAUGGUACACUUCGUGUACGUGCUGAGGCCUUCGGGUUUCCUGCAGAAGGCCAUCUCCGAGGUGAGCAACAAGUUCUUCAAAGACGAGUUUCGCUUCCGGGUGGUGGUUUGCGCUACGCUGGAAGACCUGCAGGAGUACAUCUCGCGAACCCAGCUGUCCGGCGAGUUGGGUGGAGAGCUAGUCUAUUCCCAUCACGAUUGGAUCCAGCAGCGGAUUUCGUUGGAAAAGUUUUCCGGGCUGACCAAUAUGAUCUCGUGCAAUUUGGAUGCAUUCAUGAAGAUGAUUCACGAGAUGGAGUUCCCGAACUCGGUGGAAGCUACGGAGAAGCUAAUCGGCGAGCAGGGUGAUCAGUAUGAGAAGUUGAAGGAGGACAUUAUGGCCGCUGGCCGGCAUGGAGAAGUCCUACUGGAAGAGAUGCGUACCAAAAAGGAAACCGACAAAGAAACGGUCGAACGGUUCGGUAACAUCAGCUCCAUUGAAAGAGCAAAGCAUUCGUUGCUUGUGAAUGUGAAACCCUUCAUGCUAAUGUCGCAGUUACAGGCCACCCGGCGAUUCAUUCGCGAUUGUCACAGACUCUUGGUGCAGCUGGAGGAAACGGAACGGCACUUCGAGGAAUUCUGGACGGUGCACCUGUCGCGGCUGCGGAAGUGCCUGGAGCUGCGCCGAUUCGAGCAGGACUUCCGGGAGCUGCAGGCCAACUUCGAUCGGCACCUGACGGCCGUUUCGGACAUGACCGAGAUCGGCGAAACCGUGGACCGGAUGGAUCAACUGAUCAAGGAAACCAAAGAAUUUCAGCUGAGCUGUGCGGUGGACGUCGAGCGAGCCGAUCAGGUGAUCGCUACCGGCCAGAAGCUGAUCGGAUCCAAGGGCUGCAUCAGCUCGUGUCCGAAGGAGGUGGUGCAACCCAAGUGCGACGAACUGACCCGGGUUUGCGAGCUGAUCAACGAGCGCGUGACGAAGCGGAUCGAAACGCUGAUCAAGGCGCGGGAGCUGAUGGAGAGGGUUGAGAAGGCAAACAAAUGGUGCGCUCGGGGCAUCGAGCUGUUGGCCACCCAGCGGAUCGAGAAGUGCUCCGGUUCGGCGGAAAUUGCCGAGCAGAGUCUGCAGGAGAUUCAGGAAUACCUCGCGACGGCUGCCGAGUUCAAGCUAUCUAGUCCGAAAGAGUUCAAGAACGUCAUUCAGGAGAGUACAACCCUGGAAACCAAGGCACUGGUGUCGCAGGUCCUCCAGCGAAUCGACGACGUCCAGUUGAUGUGCGACAAACGGGUGACCGUGCUGAAGAAGCUCACCCUGAAACCGCCGCGCCCGGUGCAAACCGUAACACCGGAGCCGGCAGUCCCGCUGCAGCCUCCCGGAGGAGCACCCCAUCCCAUCUUUCGAACGCGCCGCUCGUACAACAAGAUUGAAAGCUUCUCGUCGCGGCCCCGCUCGAUCGAUGGACCCCCGGACUCGGGCAUUUCCAUCAGUAGCGAUACCAUCAUUGCCAGCUCGGACAGCGAUCUCAAUCUGCAGAGUCAAACGGAUUCGGACGAACGGAAGCUUAAACGAGGACACGUGCUGGCCGAGCUGCUCGAGACGGAACGGAUCUACGUCGCGGAAAUGGGAUCGAUCUUGAAGGGCUACCGAGACGAGAUGCUGUCGGAGGAGAUGAGUUCACUGGUGCCACCGGGGCUACAGGGUAAGGCGGACAUCCUGUUCGGGAAUCUGCACGAGCUGUACACCUUCCACAAUGAUAUUUUUCUCAAGGAUCUGGAGAACUGUAUUUCCACCACCGAACUAGUCGCAUUGUGCUUCGUGCAGAGGCGGGACACGUUCUUCCGGCUGUACUCGUACUACUGUCAGAACAUUCCGCGCUCCGAACGGCUCCGGGAAACCCUGGUCGACACGCAUCUGUUCCUGCAGGAGUGCCAGAAGAAACUCGGCCACAAACUUCCACUCGCCGCCUACCUGCUCAAACCAGUACAAAGGAUCACCAAGUAUCAACUUCUCUUAAAGGACCUGUUAAAAUUCAGUGACACCGGAACGUGUUCCCGGGAGCUGCAGAAGGCGUUGGACUGCAUGCUGGUGGUGCUCAAGUGCGUCAACGAUUCGAUGCAUCAGAUUGCAAUAACUGGUUUUCCGGCCGACCUCUCCCAGCAGGGUGAACUACUGAUGCAGGAUUCGUUUCAAUUGUGGACCGAAAGCAAGAAAGAUCUCCGGUUGCGACUGAAAACUCAACAUCGGCACAUAUUCCUAUACCAGAAAGCGAUGCUGUUCUGCAAGCAAGGCUCGAAAACCGGCCACAACAAGAGUACCUACCAGUUCAAACACUGGCUUCAGAUGUCCCAAAUCGGUCUAACGGAAUCGGUACGGGGCGACCCACGGAGGUUCGAAGUGUGGCUCCAAGGUCGACAGGAGGUGCACACGAUACAGGCCAACACGGUCGAAAUCAAGAACAAGUGGGUGGCGGAAAUCAAACGGGUGCUGCUCAAUCAGCUCGAGGAGCUCAAGGGGGAGAAGAUCAAACAGUACGGACUGAAUCACAAACCCCUGCGGCACACGGCUUCCUGGGACAUACCGCCGUCGAUGCACGGAACACCAAAUCGGACGCUUAGCUGCGACCAGCAGCAACCAAUGCCCCCUGGGGGCCUCACCAACAUUCAGCACCAUCCGAUUGGGCACCAGCAGGACGUCAUCACCCGCAUACCGCACCUGAACGAGGACAGCAUGAUGAGCGCGACGGGCAUUUCCUCGUCCUCGUCCGAACACGACAAUCAGGAAACGAACGCCUGGAGCUCGGACUACUCCAACAGUGAGGACGAGUUCACGCACGGCGAGGAUGGCGUGCUGCCGGGUCAUAAAUUCGUAUCGCUGGCGGACUAUUGCGCAAUGGGAAACUCGGAGGUAUCGAUGAAGGAAGGUGAUAUUGUGGAACUGCUCAAGAUCGGAUGCGCCGGGUGGUGGUUUGUGAAAGUUAUCGGAAAUAGUCUAGAAGGAUGGGCCCCGGCAGCAUACCUAGAGCCCAUCAAUCGAAAGUCGUCCAGACUUCGUGGUGCUCGCAGCCAGGACAAACUGAACGAACAUUAAAGAUUAGUUCGGGGAUUGUAUAUUCCGCUUAAGUGAGAAUGUUGGAUUAUUGCAUGUCUAUUUAUUAUAGAAGGAUCACUUUCAUCUCAUCCACUAGUGGACAUUUUCGUCGUCGUCGUAACUUAAAUAUCAUCGUACAUUCAACCGGCUCAUCAUAUCAGACACACCCACACACAAAAUCAACCAAAUCUAGAGACUCUCUGUUGAACUAGCCAAAAUAUACACUACUGAAAGCAUACCUGCAUAGGCUCUAAGGAGUGAAAGUUGGUGGAUAAUAGAGAAAUCAUUGCCGUGUGUUAGAUUUAAUUGUGAAAUUUAGCAAUAAAUUUAAAAA